CUCGAUUGGUUUCAGGUGUGCCCUUAGCUCCUAAUCGUUAUCCUAUUCGUGGUUUACGUUGUUUAUUUUUAUGCCAUUUAAACGAAUCUAGAUUUUGCCUACUUUACGAUACAGUACAAACUUGUUAUAAUCAUCGUACAACGUGAAUUACGCGAGAGGAUUGUUUAAUAAUUUUUAAUGAAAUUACUUUAAAAAUGAUCAGCUUUAAAUCAAGCCUGAAAAAUGAUGGCAAUUAAUUUGCUCGUGAAACUUGCUUGAAUAAUGCAUAAAGAAGCUUGGACGAAUAAUGGAAUAUCGUAAACGUAUAAUAUAGGAGAAAUUUAAAUAGACAAUUUCAUUCUGGCGUUAAAUCAGAUCUCUGGUUAUUCAAUGUUGAAAUAUCUUCAUAUUAUAUGAUUCUUUAAUUAUCAAUUAUUAUCAAAUAAUAUAACGUAAGCUAAUUUGUGAUAUGAUAAGCUUCAAACAAGUUUCGUUUAGCAAUGUUAUAUCUUACGUUUCGAAAUUCGCUACGCGAUAAACAAAUUGUUAAUAAUAACAUUCGAGUGUUGUAAUUAAUAAAAUACUGUAGCAUUCAUCGAAAUGCAACCACCAGCGUAACACAGUAUACACGUGAAUAUCUGCUGGAAUGUUUAAUUAAAAUUCGCCUCUGAAAGCUUAGAAUUGCACGACAAUUUAAUCUACCGUAAUUACCUCCUUCUUGAACGUUCCGCGAUAUCUGUAAAAUUAGAAGUCUCCUUAACGAACGUUAAUUAAUCAUUUCUAUCUACGUAAGAUAGUCUCACGUUUUGUAAAUCAUUCUUAGAGGCGGUAAUUUGUUUUCUCUUAUAUGAAUAUGCGAUUAAAAUAAAGAUAAAUAUUCGACGUUGAAAUUAAAUCUGAAAAAUAUUCCAAAUUGUAAAACCUACGAAAAGAAAGUUGUGAACCUGAAAGUGAUAGUUGCGAAUGGUUGAAAAGGCAGAAAUGUUAAUUAGAAUACGAGGAUUCAGCAAGAAUUUCGUCAUCAUAACCGGUCAUUAUCGAGCCUGGUGAAACCUAAAUAUCUAGGAACACAUUCUAGCUACCUUGAAAAUGUCGUUCAACGAUUGUAUACUUAUGCAAACAGCCCUGCUCGUCGUGUAUUCGCUGACUUUAGUCAGUCAGUAAGACACCGUCGAUGUGCUCGGUUCACAACAGAAAUCGUGAGAAGAAGAAAAGAUCGAGACGAGAUACGACGGUGUGACAUCGAUCCAAAACAAUGCGAAGAGUUAUCGACAAUAACUUGAGAAUUGUUUACCUCCAUAAAGGUCUUCUUUAUAUAAAGAAAUAGAGCACUGUGCAUUUUCUAAAAUGAAGUGAUUUCAAUAAGAAGUUUGAGAAGGAUUAUUGGAGUUUGAUGAGGUUUGAAAGGCCUACAGUAAAGUUAUUUAAUUUUCGAGAGCGAAGGAAUUGAUUUUUGAUGAUAAAUUAAUUCUCUCUUAGUAUAAUUCUAUAGAAUAGUAAAAGGACGUAGCAGAUCGAUUCUACUUUACCAUGGUCAAGAUGUACAGCCAACUGGCACGAAACUAGCGAUCUCUGUUAUAAAAUUAACAGUUCGUUCUAAAAAGAUUCUACUACUCUAAAAAUACAGUGUCGAGUUCGAUUUGACCGAGACCUAACGAUAAGUGCAAUGAUUUAAUUCGAACUAGUGAUGAUAGAAGAGAAGGUAGACCGUGACAUUAAUGUCGCUAUCGCGAUUAGCAGAUCUAUUUUCAUCAGAGAGCACGGGGCAACAAACUUGGAUCUAUAAGCAGAACAACGGUCGGAAUAGACGUACAUGUCUUCGUGGUGGUUGUCAGCUCGCUAAUUAGCGACAUCACCGAGAAAAAGAAGAAGAAACGCGACGAGCGGACGCGAAUUAAUUAACGUGUCGAUCCGUCCCAGCAGUGUGAUACAAUUAAGCAUCGUCCCGGAAAUUCCAGUCACAUUUGCUUGUCACCUUAACGAGCAAGCUGAAAACAUCGUCAAGGAACACGGUGUACCUUGUUUCAUGAUAUCGUGAUACAUGUGCUGUAAUUUUACUUAUUCGUGAUCUGUUCAUUCAUGGAAUUGAUAUAAACUGAUAGAAGAUCGUGAAAAGGUGAUCGAGUCUCAGAAGAAUCAUGGCUGGGGUCGAUAAUCUUGCCUACGAUGCUCCUAAAACACAGUCGGCGGUGCCGGACAUGCACGAGACACUGUCUAGUUUUCCGGAACAGUUCGGAGACGGUCCGAGGAAACCGGAAAUAAAGCCGGACGCGCCGAAGGAAUCGGACAGGUCGACGGAUAAUCCAAAGUGUGGCUGGUUAUGGUUCAGGCCCAUCUCCUUGCAGAAAUUUCGAACCGCGAAAUGGGCGUUAUUCUGGCUGUGUUGGACAGGUGCAAUACAAGGAAUGGUGGUGAACGGUUUUGUAAACGUCGUUAUCACCACGAUAGAGAGGAGAUUCGGUUUGAGGUCGUCGCAAACUGGUCUGAUAGCAGGAGGAUACGACAUAGCUAGUUUUCUGAUCCUUGUCCCAGUCAGCUAUCUGGGUGGACGUUCGAAAGCAUCGAAACCAAGGUAUAUAGGUAUAGGAGUUCUAGUCUUAGGCAUAGGAAGUCUGCUAUUCGCGUCACCCCAUUACCUUGCCGGACCCUACAGAGGUGGCCAGCAAUCAGAAAACAUGUGCCAGAGGGUGAAUAACACCUCGUCGUCACGUUCAAUAUCCUGUAAUGGAUCCAUGGGUCAAACAGACCAGGAGCCGUACAGUGGAUUGUACUUAAUUAUCUUCUUAAUGGCCCAACUUCUUCACGGUGCGGGUUCCGCUCCUUUUUACACUCUAGGUGUCACCUACAUAGACGAGAACGUGUCGAAGAAAAUGUCCUCUGUAUACGUGGGAAUUUUCUACACGAUGGCCAUAAUAGGACCCGCGUUAGGCUACGUAAUUGGAGGCGAACUGUUGAAGCUGUACACGGAUUUCCUCACGGUGGACCCGUCCGAAAUUGGUUUAACACCGGACAGUAACGUGUGGGUCGGAGCAUGGUGGAUAGGUUUUCUAGGGGCUGCGGUUUUGUGUUUCGUCAUUGCUAUACCGAUCUUGGCGUUUCCUCCCGCGUUGCCAGGUUCCGAGGAAUUAGCCAAGGAAAGAGUAUCGGAAGCGCACGAGAAGCAAUCGAAACAAUCGCCCUCGAGCGAAAGCGGGGAGGCAUUUUCAAAAAUACGCGAACUGCCACGAGCACUGACCGAUCUGCUCGGUAAUCCGGGCUUUUUCAUGUUGAACCUGGCAGGUGCAAGUGAAGGAUUACUUAUAGCUGGUUUCGCUGCGUUUCUACCGAAGCUGAUCGAAAAUCAAUUCAACGUCAGCGCUAGCUCAGCCGCGUUACUAAUGGGUUUGGUGACCGUGCCUGCAGGCGGCGGGGGUACCUUUCUCGGUGGUUAUCUCAUAAAACGCUUUAAUCUGCCCUGUUCGGGCAUUUUGAAGUUCUGUCUACUGGCCACCGCUUCCUGUAUCGCUUUCACUUUGUGUUUCGUUUUAAAUUGCCCGAAUUUGAACUUUGCUGGAGUUACGGUACCCUAUUCAGGCCAGACCAAAAAAUCUUUCUCGUUGGAUGACGCGUGCAAUAACAACUGCGGUUGUUCAAGAUCAGAAUUUAGUCCAAUAUGCGGUGUGGAUGGAAUCACGUACUAUUCCCCGUGCCAUGCAGGAUGUUAUCAGGAAACGCGGAUAAACGAUGUCAAAGUAUACUCGGACUGCGCCUGCAUACGCGCACCACCUAUUAACUUAACUACCGGAAGCGAUGUUAUAACCUACGAGGCGAUAAAUACAACUUGCAACACGUCGUGUUCCUAUCUGUGGCCCUUUAUAGCCCUAGCCUUUUGCAAUAUGCUUAUUACAUUUCUCUGCACCAUGCCAGCACUAUCGGCGACCCUUCGGGUCGUACGAGACGACCAAAGGUCGUUCGCUUUGGGUAUUCAGUGGAUUAAAGUUAGGAUACUGGGCACCAUACCAGCACCCAUGGUUUUUGGUGCUCUUAUAGACGAUACUUGUAUCUUGUGGAACGAGACAUGCGAGGGCAGAGGAGCUUGCCUCGUUUAUGACAAUUUAUAUAUGAGCAGGUACAUGCUGGCGUUAGCUUUUAUCGGCAAGGCAGCGUCCCUUCUUUUCUUUUUCUUAGCCUGGUGGACGUAUAUUCCACCUGGAAGCAGACAAGCUGAUCAAAAUUCAAGGGAAGAACCAACGACGACGUUAAUGUUAAACGAUACAUCACACGAAACACCGACCACGCCGGCGACAAUAAAUCCUAUAAUUGACGCGUAAAACGCAAUACCGCAUUCCAUUGAAUUCGAUAUAGUAAAUAAUCUUGUAUUAAUGAAAGAUUUUUAAUAUUGAUACAGCUUACCGAAGAAAAUAACUGCUGUUUCAAGACAACGUGUUUGUUCUUGACUUAUUCGAAAAUGGAGGGUAACACCGUUUGCAACCUAGACUGCUCAGAGAUCACUAACGAUAAAUGUCAAUGGUGCGACAUCUGGUUUUCUCAGAUGUAGUUAAGCAAGGACGCCAAGACGAUACCAUAAAUAUUUUCGUAAUGGAACGGUAUUUGAAACAAUUUAGCGUAUAUACACAGUAAAAGUAUAAUUUCAA
Osmia lignaria (orchard mason bee) is the source of this 4613-nucleotide messenger RNA. The record is from RefSeq and is a predicted model, not a curated record. NCBI's taxonomy places the organism in Eukaryota, Metazoa, Arthropoda, Insecta, Hymenoptera, Megachilidae.